This is a messenger RNA of Mercenaria mercenaria, 1870 nucleotides long. RefSeq lists its product as uncharacterized. The transcript is spliced from 2 exons. The coding region runs from base 292 to 1110 and encodes 272 amino acids. The record is from RefSeq and is a predicted model, not a curated record. NCBI's taxonomy places the organism in Eukaryota, Metazoa, Mollusca, Bivalvia, Venerida, Veneridae.
UUCAAUUAAAAAUAAUUUGAUUUAUUUAUUCAAGAAAUACUUGUUAUGCUCGUUGCCAUGGUCACACGGUUAUCUCUCGGUCUUUUCUUAUAACUGGUUCCCGUCUUUCUGACUGAUACGAAUUACACAUAAUUACUGAGCCGAGGACAAUCUUAAUAACGGCUUAUAAAAGCAAAAAACACGUGCAGCCUUUCUCACUUACGUCGUAGUCUACCUGUAAAGAACAUCGAACUUACAACUUUUCUUCUGCUACGUAUAUAUAUAUAUACUAGUUAAUCUACUCGGAUUCUAAUGCCGCGUGGGCGUGUUAGACAGCGAGGCGGCAGGGCUAGGGCAGGAAGGCCAGCCAGGGCAAACAGAAAUGCCGACGGCCAGCAGAAUGAAGCAGGCGGCCAGCAGAAUGAGGCAGAACGAGGCAAUAACCACCCAAACACCCGCGGGCAGAAACGAAGAGCCGAUGACCUUGAGCACGCUGAAAGGACACCGCCACGUGGUCCGGCAGAGCCAUCAGAUAUAGAUGACGGAGGCAAUAUACUGUUACAGGAAAAUGCCGAUGUGUGGGUCCUGGGAGAUUCAAUUCCGUUCUGGGCUGGUAAACGAGCAGCAGACACCGGUAAACCCAACCUUUCGUUACCCGAUAUAACUAUAGCUUGGUGGGGAAUAAGCGGACUUCGAUGGACAUCAUUUCGCCAUUCAGUACAGACUCAAGUAUUACUGUCAUCGCCACCAAGGGCUAUCAUCUUACAUUUAGGUGGUAACGAUUUGACAAGUUUAUCUUCUAUCGAGCUAAGGGAGUUAAUAGAGACAGAAGUGAAAUAUCUACGCGAUGCCUUCCCCGAGACAAUUAUCAUUUGGGUAGAUAUUUUACCAAGGAGGGUCUGGAGGGGGGCCUGUAAUCUCAAAGCUAUUGACGUCAAACGCAAACGAAUAAAUAGAUCGGGCCGGAUUAUUACAAGUCGGUCUGGCAGGAGUGAUAUAGUGAGCCCAGAUAUUGAUACGGCUACUAAUUUUUUCAGAUCUGACGGGGUCCAUUUAAAUGAGGUGGGGUUGGAGUUUUAUCUGUACUAUUUGAAAUCUGCCAUAAUAAAAAAUCUCUGUGCGUCUCAAUAAUAAUUUUGGGGGAUAAAUUGAAAUUUAUUGUGGCGGUAAAAUUCUUAUUGGCCGGAAGGUGACCAGGCGUUGCAGUUUCUAUGAAGUAAAUUUAACAAGUUAUCGUUAUUUACAAUUUCAAAUUUCGCUUACUUCGGAAUAUGGGCGUGACUUCUCUCCUCGAUGGCAUUCUAUUUUGCGUUCAAGAGGAGACAUGGCCGUCCGUAUUCGGAUUUUUCUAUCUUAUUUCGCAGGUCACUACUUUAUGUAAGCUGUUAUUGUUACUCUGAGUCACCAGGUUAUUUCAAUGGUUGUCAACUGGACUGUUGCUUCCGGUUACUUGUUUACUUAUUGUUGUCGACCCGAAUGUUGCUUCGGGUCACUAAGUAGUGGUAAACUCGAAUGUUGCUUCGGGUUUGUUUGUAGUCUGUCGUUGACCUGAAUGUUGCUUCGGGUCACUAGGUCUGGCCCAUGUAGUUUUGGUAAGGCCUAGUCGACGUGUUUGCUGCCAGUAACGCAUUACAGGUUCUACCGGCAUACCUCGUAUCGAGCUGGUAGUGUGAUUAUGGGUCCUUUGCUUUCAAGGUUGGUACCGAUUCACGGUACGGUCAACUUGGAAGCUGGGGUCUAUGAUUGCACGAUCAGUGGGACUCCUUUGGUAAUGUGACGCAUAGCAAUUGAUGCCAUUAGUAAUAUUUUCAAAGGUGACUCGGCGACCGGGAUCCUUUUGGCAAUUUCACUUGUAAUGUUUGGCACGCUUGGUCCCUUCCGGUCGAUGAGC